AUGGAGAAUGCUCUGUCUCCGGAGGCGUCGCGCGUGCUCGCUCGGUGGGCGCCUCAGGCUUCUAAACUCGCCCGGAGAAGCAAAGCUGCCGACUGCGGUCUGCCUUCUGCGCCUCGCACUGUUUCAGUGCCUCUUGGCAAGCAGCCUCUCGAUCUCCCACAAGAGCUGACCAGCAACCCUCAACUCCUGUCAAGUCUCCUCGGACGAGCGCGUUCGCGCUUGGGGCGAACUGUCGGGCGUUGCCUAGUUCUUCUUCCGUCCCCCGCGGCGGCUUUCCUCACCGCGGAAGAUCGCAAGGCGCUUCAGACGCGACUCGCUGGGACACUUCCCGCGGGGUCGACUGUCACUGCAUGCGAUCGAAACGAUGUCGAAAACCUCAUUGAGGAGUUCGAACGUUACUUUUUUCUGACUGAAGAUCUGCAGAGACUGGGUGUCCCAAGCAACCUGCGGAAAGUUGUUACGCUCUCCCCUGUACCACCCACCUAUGGUCGGAGAGAGGUUCGCGAUGUGCUCCGAGAGCACGCGCAGGUUGACGUGGACCAUCGGGAUAUCGUUUUCCGAUUCCGGAAGGAUGGCGUUCAAGGCGAUACCUGCUACGUCCUCUGUCGCACAGAACGCGAUGCUGGCGUCGUCCUCUCCAAGAUCCAAGAGACGGCUGUCCCCAAUCGCGUUCACUACGGCCAACUCUUUGGGUGUUCGUUUCUUUGGGCCAGCCGAUCGGCUCUCUUUCUCUGCGAUUCUCAACUCGAUUACCUCCCUGGGAGAAGCCCGUUCCAGGUGUUCACAACAGGGUGGGAAGGCGACGUGAGCGAGGAGGAGUUUGCAAACCUGGCUUACCAGCUUCGCCUCUUCCCGAAGGCGGUCCGAAAGUUUGCGCAUCCUGGCGGCGAGGACGUUAGUUCCUUCUUUCUGGAAUUUCAUCGCAUGCGAGAUGCGAAGUUGACGAUGGCGGACCUCCGAUUCGAGGACGACGCAAAGUUCGCCGACGAGGACUCCGCUGCAGACUCCGACUUGGAUGAACCAAUCGACUACUAG
This is a messenger RNA of Neospora caninum, 1035 nucleotides long. RefSeq lists its product as hypothetical. The record is from RefSeq and is a predicted model, not a curated record. The transcript has 10 exons. The coding region runs from base 1 to 1035 and encodes 344 amino acids. Lineage: Eukaryota; Apicomplexa; Conoidasida; Eucoccidiorida; Sarcocystidae.